AUGACAAAUCACGAUAAUAACAACAAUAAUAAGGAUACGCAUGAAAGUAAAAGUGAUAAGGAAUCACCUAGUUUAUUACCUCCUCAAGCAGCAGCCACUCCUCCUCCAUCUACAGACGAUACUGCGUCACUACUAUCACCUUGGUGGUCAGAACAAACAGCUACGACAGAAGAGACACAGCCUACAGCUACUGAAAAGACUAAUAAUACGAAUAGCUCAAGUGCAAGCAACAAUAGCAGCAGUACACAUAAGCAUACCAUCUUGAUAGGACUCAAUCGCAACAUGGAGCAUAAUGAUGACAAAGAAAUAAGCUGGAAAGAGAAAUGCUAUGUGUUUGCCAAUGUACCCAAAUUGAAAUAUGAAGGAAAAUCAGAUAGAGAAAACUUGGAAAAACUGUUUGAUUAUUCAAGAGAAUGCACCAUGGUUUGCUUUUUGAGGGAGAGUCGGAAACUGGCAAGGCAACGACUACUGCUGACAGAAGAAAAUACAGAAAAGAAAACAAGUGACAUUGGAUUUACUUUAAAUCCAUUUUAUGGGACAUGGAUAUCAGUAGCCAAGACACCUAAAAGAUGCAGAGAGCAUAUACUUGGAGUGCAAGCAUUUCUCACAAAAAAAGAUUACCCAGAUUAUUACACAAUAGAUCUAGGAGAAGAGACAAAACAUUCAAGUGAGCAUGUUUCUAGGGUCAUCCAUAAAGCAUUUGGACCAUUACAACAUCUAUCACAGAGAUAUAUUGAUUCAUGGAAUAAUGGUACACAGCAAGCGUUCUUUCACAAGUUUUGGACUCGAUUAGAAAGAGGAGAUGCAUUUUAUCUAGUUCGAGAUUGUACAAAGAGGUUGAUCGAGAAUGUGUUGGAAGACAAAAAACCCAGUGAUAAGAAAUAA
Messenger RNA from Rhizopus microsporus ATCC 52813, 885 nucleotides. RefSeq lists its product as uncharacterized. The transcript is spliced from 3 exons. Bases 1 to 885 code for a protein of 294 amino acids. Lineage: Eukaryota; Fungi; Mucoromycota; Mucoromycetes; Mucorales; Rhizopodaceae. The record is from RefSeq and is a predicted model, not a curated record.